UUCUGUUAGAAGACACACAGUCUACACAGUGAGUGCAACAGUGGAAAGAAGAAUACAUUACACAGUGAAUAACUCCAUUUCAAAGUGGUAAUUAUAACACUAGCACAGAAACCAUGAGUGUUUCUGAGAUCAGAGAGGAAUUACAGAGGACACAGAAAAAUGAGAAAAGGCUGAUCGACAAAAACAAGGAAUUGCAAAGACAAAUCUCAUUCCUUAUUAAAGCCGAGACCUCUUUGAAAAAAGAACAAGUUGAGGUUGCUAAACUAAAGCGUAAAGCCGGGGAACAGGAUUUGCACGUGGACAAGCUCAGAAAAGACCUACAUAAGGUCAAAACCGAGUUAGUCAACGAACAGACUCACAGAGCUCAAGAAAAGACCGUUUCAGAGCAGAGAAUUGUGAGUCUGGAGAAGCAAUGUCACACACUCCAGGACAAAUACUCGGUGGAGAAGAUGAUGAGGGAGCAGAGGGAGAAGGACUUAGAGCUGUUCAAUCAAAUCAAAGGGGAAAAGAAAAAACUGACCUUGCAGGGGCAGAAUUUGCAUCAUCAGGUUCAAGAGCUGACAGGGUAUAAAAACUUUGCCGUCAAAACAAUGGAAGAAAUGAAACAGCUGUUGAAAAAGAAGGAUGCGGAACACGAGCAGACUAAAGGCGAGUUAAAUAUCGAAAGAGCCAUUGUAAAAAACCUCCACGAACAGAAUGACAAGCUGGUCUGUUCAAUAGAGGCAUGUCAGGGUGUAGAAAAUGAGACUGCGAGGCGGGGUCAUGAAAACGAAAGAUACCGCAGACAAAUUGAAGCUGAUAAGAAAAAAGCACAUCAUCUGAAGAUGGAGAUCCGGGACCUCCUAGGCCAGAUUGACGACUUAAAGAAUUCACACAUAUUGAUGGAACACCAGCUGGAUAUGGCAACUCAGGCUAGUAAACACAAGACCGAAGAAUUAGAACAUCAGAUAUCUGAGGCUGGAAAACAGCGUCACUUAAUACUAUCAUUGGAACAUCAAGUUAACAAAUACAAUGAGCUGAAACACAAACUCCAAAACCGCAAGCAAAAAGAAGCUGGCCACAGUCAAGCCAAAAACCAGGAGAUAAUCAAUAUGAGGACUAUCAUUUGUGAAUUGGAGAGUAAGCAAAGACAGCAAUUAAUCAUCAAUGAAAGUAUGCAGGGUACAAGAGACCUCGCCAUUAAAAACUUGUUCACAGCUCAGGCAAAAAUCACUGAGCAGGACAAAGCAAUUGAACAACUCAAUGGUGAAAUUCGAGAGGAGACACGUGAGAUCAAUGCAAAGAAAAUCCAGGUGAACAGGAUUAGGAGGGACUAUCGUUCUGUGAAGAACCAGCUGGAAGAAAUGAAGAAGCAACUGUCAGAAACUAAGAUAACGCAAGAUAUGUGUUCAACCACUGCUGAUAAAGACCAGCUGUUGGCACAGAAGAACAUGGCCAAGAUGCAAGCAGAGAAAGAAAAGUUGGAAAAAGACCUAGAGCAAUACAAAGAACAGCUAGUGCAGCAGCAACAGAAGAUCAACCUCCAGGACGCUACGAAGAUCAAACAAGGAAAUACCCUCAAAGAAUAUGAAUUGGAACUCAAGUCUCUCAGGCUGAAGAACACGGAACUUGAGAAUAAUUGCGACAUACUGACCACGCACAUGAUUAACCAGUCUGCCUAUAAAUACGUCAGGGGCGAAGAGAAAACCCAGGCCAGGAAAACACAUCUUUUGCCCUGUCUUAAGAAGGCAGAUGAGAAGGCAGAUGAGGUACAUGAGAAAAAUCAGCAGCUUGAGGAAAAGAACCAGGAGAUCGAGGAGCUGAAGUGCAGGUCAAAGGAGGCGGUGCAGAAGUUCCACGUGUGUCAAUGGGAUAACAGACAGCUCAGAGAAAGAUUAAUGGCAUUACAGGGAAUGCUCACGGCAUAUGAGGACAAUUACAAGAGUAAGACAGAAGAGGUCAAGAGGCUGUCAGAUGAGUUGAGGAAAAUCAACUUGGAGACUAGAGAGAAAUCAAGGUACAGACCCCUGUCCCCUGUUCUCAGUAAGACCCAGGCCCCCUCUGAGGAAAAUUCAGAGUCUGUUUACCUCUCACAACACACACGCUUCCCACUCAGGUCCACCAAGUUCCAGUGUCAGUCAGGAAUCAAUGCAGAGACUUUCCUCCCCCCAAUUCAUAAAAUACAAAGCAGACCUGGUUUGUCAUUUUCCACUCAGCCCCAUCCCCCCUCUGAGUCCAAAUCUGGUCACAUCCACAAACUGUCCCCCAGGCUCCAGCCUCAACCUCAACCCCAGCCCCAGCCUGAAAAGAAAAGGAACAUUAUCGUCCUCCCUCCCAUUAAUAAAAUAAAGAAGAGCAAAGCAUAAUUCCCAAAGGAUUCACUCAAAAGAAAUCUCACACAAAUCUUUUGGGUGAACAAACUGAUGCGAUGCUUUCAUUUCUCAGCUCAGUCCAGCUCUCAAUAACAUGCAAGCAAAUGUGUAAUGACUGGUAUCACACACUCAGUGAGGGAGCACAUCCCUGCACAUUUGCCCGGAACUGACUGAGCUGGACUGCACUCACAAAUGAACAAACGUUUCAGUGCAUCAAGUGGGUUUCCCCCGGGUUCUCCGG
This is a messenger RNA of Seriola aureovittata, 2592 nucleotides long. RefSeq names its product ELKS/Rab6-interacting/CAST family member 1-like. The record is from RefSeq and is a predicted model, not a curated record. Lineage: Eukaryota; Metazoa; Chordata; Actinopteri; Carangiformes; Carangidae. The transcript has a single exon. Bases 114 to 2345 code for a protein of 743 amino acids.